Molecule: messenger RNA, 985 nt
Organism: Lathyrus oleraceus (garden pea)
Lineage: Eukaryota; Viridiplantae; Streptophyta; Magnoliopsida; Fabales; Fabaceae
Product: eukaryotic translation initiation factor NCBP
Exons: 6
Coding region: 117-818 (233 amino acids)
Biological process (GO): translational initiation
Cellular component (GO): eukaryotic translation initiation factor 4F complex; cytoplasm
Molecular function (GO): RNA 7-methylguanosine cap binding; translation initiation factor activity
Source: RefSeq, a predicted model, not a curated record
AAGCAUGUGCUACAUAUAAAGCCUAACACCAUUUCCGUCUCCCUCUUUGGUCCGAAAAACUCAACACUGAACGCGAAAACGAAAAGCAAAAGGGAAUUAGGGUUUAAGAAACCGCAAUGGAUUUCACAUCAGCGAAGAACGCAUCAGAGAACAACAACAACAACAACAACUCAGAAAACUCUCACCAAAUCGCUGAUUCUUCUCCUCAAUUAGCUUCUGAUUCCCACAAUAUCAAAGAAACCGAAGAGCGACAAUCACGUGAACUCAAAGCUGGUCUUCACCCUCUAAAGAGCAAGUUUGUAUUUUGGUACACUCGUCGGGUACCUGGGAUUCGGAAUCAGUCAUAUGAGGACAACAUAAAGAAGAUUGUUGAGUUCAGUACGGUUGAAGGAUUUUGGGUCUGUUAUUGCCAUAUUUCUCGUCCUGCUUCUUUGCCUAGUCCAACAGAUUUGCACCUUUUUAAAGAAGGAAUUCGUCCGUUAUGGGAGGACUCUGCUAACUGCAAUGGUGGAAAAUGGAUUAUACGAUUCAAAAAGGCCGUCUCAGGUCGUUUUUGGGAGGACCUGGUGCUUGCUUUAGUGGGUGACCAGUUGGAUUAUGGUGAUAACAUAUGCGGUGCAGUACUAAGCAUUCGAUUCAACGAGGAUAUAGUGAGUGUGUGGAACCGCAAUGCUUCUGAUAAUCAGGCUGUAAUGGCUUUGAGAGAUUCGAUUAAGCGUCACUUAAAGCUUCCUCACAGCUAUGUUAUGGAGUACAAGCCCCACGACGCUUCUCUGCGAGACAAUUCAUCUUACAGGAAUACUUGGUUGAGAGGCUAGAGAUACAACUGUGCUUGUCCAAGUCCCCUUGACUGACGCUUUUGUAUACUUGUGGUCAUUGGCCACAGUCUAAUGAUGAUGUUGGGUGUUUCAGGACUGGUUCUGACUUUUGAAUUAAAUGUACGAAGCAACAUUUUGAAUGCUUUAUUGAAAGUUUCAUUUGGUUA